AUGAAUACUUUCGUGCUCAGUAUUCAUAAUGUUUAUUCAUUUUAUUUUCUCCAUUUGUACAGGAUCUUGCUCUCUGCAAUAGUUGCUUGCCAGACCAUCACACCUACCUCAGGUUGUGAAGGAGCAGGAUGCGAGAGUGCUAAAGUGCCAGGAAAACCAGAUCAAUACAGCGAACUCUUGAAUCAGUUUAACAGAAUGAACUCACCAGCUGCAAGUCACCAGCACAGAGAUUCUGGGGCUGUGUUACCUUUUAUUGGGCUAACUGGAAGUGCUACACAGAGUCGCAACUGCUGUAAAAACGGAGGCACUUGCAUACUGGGAAGUUUUUGCGCAUGUCCGAAACAUUUCACCGGACGAAGCUGUGAAUACGAUGAGCGAAACAGAAACUGUGGAGUUAUUCCUCAUGGAGAGUGGGUGCAAAAAGGAUGUUCAUAUUGUAGAUGUGGAUACGGAGUGCUGCACUGCUUCAAUCAAAUCUUUCAUGACAAUUGUGACGACUCCCAGGAAGUGCGCUGGUUUCACUCAGACGCUCCAAGAACGGGAUGGAGCAAGAUUUUCCUGUGUGUGGUGUUUCUGCUUGUAUUUCUCGUAUGA
Trichomycterus rosablanca is the source of this 594-nucleotide messenger RNA. RefSeq names its product cryptic protein-like. Gene Ontology annotation, cellular component: extracellular region; cell surface. Gene Ontology annotation, molecular function: activin receptor binding; nodal binding. Lineage: Eukaryota; Metazoa; Chordata; Actinopteri; Siluriformes; Trichomycteridae. The transcript has 6 exons. Gene Ontology annotation, biological process: determination of left/right symmetry; blood vessel development; heart development. Bases 1 to 594 code for a protein of 197 amino acids. The record is from RefSeq and is a predicted model, not a curated record.